Molecule: messenger RNA, 768 nt
Organism: Synchytrium microbalum
Lineage: Eukaryota; Fungi; Chytridiomycota; Chytridiomycetes; Synchytriales; Synchytriaceae
Exons: 3
Coding region: 1-768 (255 amino acids)
Biological process (GO): siroheme biosynthetic process
Molecular function (GO): uroporphyrin-III C-methyltransferase activity
Source: RefSeq, a predicted model, not a curated record
AUGAGCAAGCAGCCUGGAAAAGUUGUGUUGUGCGGUGCCGGUCCUGGGGAUAUCAGAUUCCUUACUGUUUUCGCAUUGCAAUGUAUUCAGGUCGCAGAUCUCGUUAUUGCUGAUAAAUUGAUCAACCCAUCUAUACUCAACCUCGUAAAAGGCGAACUCCGCAUGGCUCCUCGUCACGCUCAUAUCAAAUCUGACAAUGCUCAGGAGGACAUCAACACCUGGAUGAUUGCGUCUGCCAAACAAGGAAAAAUGGUUGUACGUCUGAAGACUGGCGAUCCAUUUAUAUUUAGUAGAGGUGGUGAGGAAGCUUUGCUCUUGUCUUCUCACAACAUACCUUGGGAGUACAUACCGGGAGUGUCAAGCUGCAUUGCAGCCAGUGGUCGAUGCAAUAUACCCGUCCUACAUCGUGGCCUCGCAAACCAACUUCUGAUAGUCACUGGUGUCGAAGAAGGUGGCAUGCAACCAAAGAUACCCAUACACGACGAUAAACGAACCACGGUGAUACUCAUGGGAGUGAAAAAGCUAUCAUCCAUAGUGUCUGUCUUGCUAGCACAAGGAUACCCAUUAGAUUUCCCAGUAGCUAUUGUUGAACGAGGCUCGUGGCCUGAUCAACGUGUGUUUAAGGGCACCUUAUCGAGUAUAGUAGAUAUUGUGUCAAGUAUUGAAGUCAGGAGCCCGUCUCAAAUCAUUGUGGGUCAUGUUGUCAAUGUAUUGAAUGAUGCGUCGGAUUGCUUGAGUAUGUAUCAGGAUGUGGAACUUGAGCAGUGA